This is a messenger RNA of Lycium ferocissimum, 1316 nucleotides long. RefSeq names its product protein APEM9. The coding region runs from base 130 to 1176 and encodes 348 amino acids. Gene Ontology annotation, biological process: peroxisomal membrane transport. The record is from RefSeq and is a predicted model, not a curated record. The transcript has 6 exons. NCBI's taxonomy places the organism in Eukaryota, Viridiplantae, Streptophyta, Magnoliopsida, Solanales, Solanaceae.
CACCAACAAAAAAAAAAAACUUUUAUGCACUAACGGAAAGAGGUUGGUUUGUUUUUCUUGUAGUGCGUGUUACCAACAACUUCCAAUUCCAAAUCCAAACACACACAGAAUCUAACCAGAAAAAGAGAGAUGGCUACUUGGGAACAAAUUGAACUUUCAGAAAGAUAUCUGGUGUGUUGUAUGUUUGAAGAAGCAGCAUCUUUAUCUUCCUCAAUUAUUGAGCAAUUGGUUGAGAAAAAUGGUAAAACUAAUGAAGAAGACAAUUGGGAGUUGUUGGAAUCAGCUGGCAUGGUUUUUGUGCAGUCCUCCAAAGAGCUUGGAAGGACAUCAGAAAUACUGAAGCAGCUGAAACUGCUAUUUGGUUCAGUCACUGCUAUUCCUGCCCAAGUUUUCCUUACUGGGGUGUGUCUCCAGAUACCAGAUGGCCCUUCUGCUGAAGUUCAAGAAAUUCUACAGGAAUUCCUUAGAAAGUGGAAACAUGUUGAUGGAAAGUAUUAUACUGUUGCAAGCAUGGAAGCUGAUGUACCUAACAUGGAAGAAUUCAGCAAUCAGAUUUCCCUUGGCGUUGAUAAGUACCUGGAAAUUGUUGAGCUCUAUGUGAUAACCUUCUUGGGGAGGUUUAUAGGAAAUUUAGAUCUUGCUAUCUCUUGGGUUGAGAAAGCCGCUCUACCUGAGGAGAAGAGGCAGGAUCUUUUGAGGCGGUUGCAUUCAAUGAAUACUUUAAAGCUUGGCAGUUCUUCGCAGUCCUCGGAAUUACCGCUCCAAGUAGAUGAAUGUACAACUGAUUCCACUGCCCUGAUUGAAGAAACAUCAUGCAAUGGAACAGCCAAUAUAUUGGAACACAAAGACCAGUCUAAGGGAGAGAACACCACUAAACAAUCACUUAUGGAGUUAUCUAGACGGAGAACUCCAUUUUGGUGGUUUCGUACCAUCACUUUGAAGUUCGGAAGCAGUCGCUUGGUCUUAUCAAAUGGAAGCAUCUUUCUUGGUUUUCUGGCAGCACUUGUGUACUAUAUUCUGCGGAGAAAACAAGCCUCUUUAUGGAGCAUUCUUAAGAGACAAGCUUCAUCUACGAAGAAGGCUUUGGUUGAUUUCUGGCAACUUGCAUUCUCGUAUCAAGUGAACCCUCUUGCUGCUGUUCAACCACUCCCACCUGCAACGCGUGGAAGCCGGUGAUGCACAAUUUUGUUCCUCAUAGUUGCUCAAAACAAAGAGCUGUUACUUGUAGAUAAAUAAAAGAUUACUGAAGAGAUUGCUUCUAUCAUCUUAAAUUGGAGUGGAACAUCCAGCAAUAUUAAUAAAGUUUGCUUCAAGUU